This is a messenger RNA of Podarcis muralis (Common wall lizard), 6652 nucleotides long. RefSeq names its product microtubule associated scaffold protein 1 (gene MTUS1). Gene Ontology annotation, biological process: regulation of macrophage chemotaxis. The record is from RefSeq and is a predicted model, not a curated record. Gene Ontology annotation, molecular function: microtubule binding. NCBI's taxonomy places the organism in Eukaryota, Metazoa, Chordata, Lepidosauria, Squamata, Lacertidae. Gene Ontology annotation, cellular component: nucleus; cytoplasm.
CUUUCCUUUUACUGUAAGUAAAGUUGUAGGGCUAGCAGGAUAUGUAUGUGCCAGUGCCCUUCAAAAGCCACGGAAGGCUUGGCAAGAGCAGAGCAGUGCACUGCUGGCAAACAACUAGCUCUUGAUGCCUAGUUGGCAGCAAAUCCCAGGAAAAUCCUUCAGCUGGGAAAAAGUUACUAAACUCUGCCCUGUUACUGUUGAACUGAUCUUUGAAUGCAGCACUCGCAUGACAGGAGUCUUUGUGAAAAGUCUGCAUUUUUCCUUUUGUCUUAAUGGAUGCUAGGAACUGAAUCCGCAUACCGCUGCACAAACAUGGUCAGAAUUGGGAAUAUACUUGAAAAGCCCUACAAUUCCGGAAAACAGACACAAAACUGAGAGAAGUUUUUUUAAAAGUGAUGGAAAAAGCCUUAAAUCCUGAACAUUCUGCAGAUUAGGAUGAGGACAAGCUAGAAACACAGUUAAAAAUGAACAUUGAAAGCAUAGAGAAACAGGGCUUGCAGCCUCCUAUAAUCAUCAGGGAUGAAAAUGGCAAUAAAUAUGUGUGUAACGCUACUUCGUCAACCUCCCUGAAUGGCGGCACUGUUAGCCACUGCCACCAAGAGCUGGGACAUGAAGACUAUAUCGAAUUUAAGGAUACAAGUGAGGCAGAUAUUUAUUCAAAUCCUCAGAGCACUGAAGCAAAAGAUCUUCAAAAGACUGCCAGUGACUAUAUCUGCAUGGGGACUUCAGAUCUGGAGGCCAUGCACAUCCCUUGUGCAAAGGAACAGUUUUACAUGCAUGCCUUCAAUCAGAAUUUCCAGGAGCCAGAGAACCCUCUCAAAGAGGGUCUUGCAGUAAAGAGUAUCCAGAAUUGCAGUACGGAGGAAUCUGUGCCUUAUUGCCAGGCGGACUUAACGCACCCAGUGCCCCUCGCUGCUGUGGAACUAAACACAACUACUGAAAUCCAAGAUGAUCAUGCCCAAAUGCAACAGGAAGGUGCUAGUUCAAGUGACUCUUUCAUUACCAUUAUAAACCUGGGGGAUACUGUGGGAAGCAAGUGUUAUGAGGUGGGAUGUGCCCCUCAGAUGCCUGCAUAUUCUGGGGACACUUGUGAAACUGUUGCUUACACACACAAUGCUGGUUCCCCUAAGCUAGAUGCCUUUGGCAACCCAAAUAUGAUAAGUGUCAUACAGCUAGAUAGCGGAGUGUUACCUACUUCUCUUUCACUGACAGGAGAUAAGGCCACCAAUUAUAUAGAUUUAGUAUCGCAGAACAGUGAACAGCAGGGAAAGCAGGAUGUUGAAUGUGGUGAUUCUUUCUGUGGGAGCUCACCAGAAAUGGAACCAUUUAAUCGGUUCAAUGAUGAGCACAAGAAAUAUAUGCAUAGCACACCUGAGCAUGAUGAAGCUGAACCUGGAGUUGAUGGCACCAUCAAUGGCAUGUGCCCUCUAGUAAUUGAGAGCUUUGAUGAGCAUUCAGAACAGGAGUCUGACAAAGACAGGGAGAUCUUGACCAAAGCACAAAAUACUUCUAAAGAAGAUCAGGUUUUGCUUGAAGGACACGAUGAUAAAAUGUCCGAGACGCUACACUGUGAUAUACCGAAGUUAGAAAGGGCUGAUUUGGCUGAGCCUAGUUGCCAUGAGACUUUUGUGGUUUUUAGUCCCUCACCUGAUGAACACAACUUGGCUUCUCCACCUCCUGAAGCAGGGUCAACAAAUACAACUUUUGCUGUGUUUGCUACCCCUGAUGAAGUUGGUGAUGGAAUUUCCAAAGGUGGAAAGAAUGGCCACUUGGCGAAAGACCACCCCAGGAGGACAUCAUUGAAAAGUAAUGCUGAACGAGUUGCAGUUAAAUCGCCAAACAGGUCUCCCUUUGCAGCUACCAUAACCAAAGCUAGGAAGGCAGAGAUAGUGAGCUUUCCAAAACCAAACUUUAAAAAUGUCAAGCCAAAAGUUAUGUCCAGGCCUGUGUCUCAGCCAAGAGAAAGUAGUGCAUCGAAAGCAGCUCAAAGAUCUCCUCAGCUGUCUACAGCCUCCUCAUCCUCCCCGUCGUCUUCCCCAAGGCAACCAUCCUCUUCAGCUGCAGCACUGAGGAAAAAAAUAGACUUGGAUAAAGGUACAAAAUCAGAAGCACCAAUGAAUAAAACUCCCAAGCAACAUUUUAAUAAACACCUUCCUAGCCAAGCUGUGCAUGCUGCAACUCAUUCCGAAAACACUUCCCACAAGGCUCUAAAAACAACAGUGUCGAAGCAGAGCAUGGAACAGGUCGACAAGGCAAGAUGCCCUAGUUUGACAUGCUCCCUUGUGGCAGCUCCAUGCUCCCAGGACUCGGGUGGGACAGCGAGCGACAAAAUGGAUAGUGCAGAGUCUUGGGCGCAGCCUUGUGCUUUGAGUCAGGUAUCUCAAGGGGAAGAGAAGCAGAAGCAGAAUGGCUUUUGUGGAAUUCCAGCAGAGCAGUCUGCAAAAGAUACUGCAAACAAAGUUCUCUCGGUUUCUUUGCCUAAAGCAGAGGCAACCCAAGGACAAAGUUUACCCAAGGACAGGCCUGUUGCCGUGAGGAAUAUGCCGGCCUCCAAGAUUGCAUUCCGCUCCAGGAGAGGAAGUGACAGCAAAAAUGGCCACGCAUCUAAAAUUUUAUCUCCUCCAAGAGCAAGAGCAGUCCUGUCGUCAAAUUCUGGAACAGAAACGUGUUCUCCCAAGGGGAGGCUUGCAUCUGUGAAAGUCUUGCCAGGAUCUUGGACCAGUUCUGCUAAGCCGAGUCCCAAAUCAAAAGUGCCUGUCAAAGGACAAGGAAUACGGAGAACACCUAGCAUUUCCUCUGUCAGUAGCACUCAGAGUGACCAAAGUACACGCAGCAAUAAUUCUACAAGUGCCACAAUUAUAAUCAGAAAUGGAGAGUGGCCUUCGAAGUCGUCUUGUCAGAAUGGCACAGCUGAAUCCAUCUUUCUAAAGCCCAUUCCUAGGCCGAGAGUGCUUUCCCUGAAAAGCACCCCAAAAGGAGUGAAAAGCAAGUUGAGCUCAGUGAGCCAAUGUCUGCCAAAAUCUUCUGGGGCACUUCUUCCAGGAAGGAAAACCAGAGAUGCAAGAGGGAAUCAGCAGCUGGGACCUUCAGGACAAAAUGUACCUCGAAGUUUAUUGUCUACAUUCAGUUCUGUUGACAGGGGCAAGCAGAAGAGUCCCAAGAACUCAUUCAUACAAACCCGCAGUUCAUCUAUCGAAGUGCAUCCGCCAGAAACAAAACAACACGAGCUGACACAAUACAAAAAAAAGUGUGAGAACCAAAGUGGACUUAUCCAGCGAUUGAAGAAAUGCUUGGGCAUCAGUCAUCAGAAAUUUGAAGCGUUGGCUAUUGUGAUCCAGCACUUGGAGUCCGAGAGGGAGGAAGUGGUAAAGCAACGUAAAGAGCUGUCGAUAGAACUUGUCAAUCUUCGCGGAGAGUUAGUAACCGCUUCUGCAGCCUAUGAGAAAUUGGAGAAAGGUAGACAUGAACUACAAGCAGCUUACGAAGGAUUUGUGCAGCAGCUGAACCAGCAACACCAAAGAGAUUUGUCUGAACUGGAAGAAAGGCUGAAGCAGUUCUAUACAACAGAAUGCAAAAAACUACAGAGCAUCUGUAUCGAAGAAGCUGAAAAAUACAAAGCACAGCUCCAAGAACAGGUCGACAACUUGAAUAUUACACAUGAAAACUUUAAGCUAGAGCUUGAAACCAGUCAUACGGAAAGGAUAGAUGAGCUGAAGAAGAACCACGAAUUGUCCUUUACAGAGCUCAAGAAUGCCCAGGAAUUAGAAAGAAGGACACUUGAAGAAUCUCUCCAAGAAAAACAACAACUACUAGAGAAAAAGAUUAGUGAAUUACAGAGUGAAAAUGAUUCCCUGAAUGAAAAGCUUAAGUUGGAAGAGCAAAAACGUACAGCCAAAGAAAAAACAAAUAUUAAAAACCCUCAGCUUAUGUAUCUGGAACAAGAACUGGAAAGUUUGAAAGCAGUGCUGGAGAUCAAAAAUGAGAAGCUACAUCAACAAGAUAUCAAAUUGUUGAAGAUGGAAAAACUGGUGGAGAACAAUGCAGCCUUAGUGGAGAAAAUGAGAAAACUUCAGCAGGAGAAUGAAGAAUUAAAAGCCCGGAUGGACAAACACAUGGAGCUUUCCAGGCAACUUUCCACUGAACAGGCAGUUUUGCAAGAGUCUCUGGAGAAAGAAUCAAAGGUAAAUAAGCGCUUGUCAAUGGAAAAUGAAGAACUUCUGUGGAAGCUACACAAUGGAGACCUGUGCAGCCCAAGAAAACUGUCCCCCAGUACUCCACCAAUGCCUUUUCAAUCGCCAAGGAAUUCAGGCUCCUUCUCCAGCCCGACUGUGUCGCCUAGAUGACACCACUGAACGAAGAGACACUCUCCAUACAGGCAUUUCAUUUUUGGUCUGCAGAACUAAAAAACAUGGAUCGAGGGAGCAAAGAGCUAUAUUAGCUGCGCGUGAUUGAAAUAUAACUGGAAAUGACUGUCAUGAGAAAUGGCUGUAACGUAAUGGGAGUUCAUGGCUAGAACUCGAAACAGUGCAUCUCCUUAUUAAAGAAUACAAAAAGACUUCAGUGAUAACUUCUCUGAACAUUGUUGCACAAAGCACUUAAAAGAGCAAGGAAAGUCUUGUUCGGUUUUUUGCCUUUUUUCACCUAACUUUAGGGAGAAAAAAAAUAUGCUCAGGGGCUUAUAAAUAAAAGAUCACAACCUUUAAUACGUUCCUUAUUAUAGACACCUUGAGACGCCGAGUGUGGCAUGAGUGAAUUGGAUGUAUCACACGGUGAGUGUGUUAUGUGUGUGUGAUGCAGCCACCUUUGCUAUGUAUAUUAUAAAGGACAAAAGCUGAAGAAUAAAGUGACAUGUACUUCAUAAAUAAAAUAUUGCCAUUAUGCAUGUUUCAUCAUAGAUUUUUCCCUUCCAUGGGACUAAGGAAAAGCUGCCGCUUGUGCUCUACGUUUUUCCUUAUCUCUCUGCUUCAGUUUAGUCAAAGGAUGAGAUUUUUAUUUGAUUUUUGUCAUUGUCUGCCUACUUGCAUAGUGGAAUUUACGACGAGACCGAUAACCUCUCAUACCACAAAAUAUCAUUCAAAGUAUUUUUAAGCUUCCCCUAGAUAACUAUAUAAGAACGGGGUUUCUUUUCUCACCUAGUUAAAUGUUCUUCCCCCUCCUUUUUUUAGAUAUCUGGUGGUAGAUAGUUCAGACAUGCAGCCCUUUCCAGGGUGACGACAGCUGUGGAGAAUAAUGGUCUGAUUUGACUUGAGAUCACAGAAUUUCACACUAAAGGAAAUAUAUAUAUAUAUUCAGAUGCUAUUAUUAGGAUAGAACAGUAGGAUUGGUUGUGUUCCCACAAUGCACCAAGCCAAACAGCGAAUGUGCAGGCUCCCAGAGAGGAGCUGAAUAGCUAGAAGCUCCUCCCUAAGAGCCCACAUGUUCAUUCAGUUUUGCCUAGCCAAGGGUUCGGCUUAGCAUGUUGUAUGAACACAGCCAUUGUGUACAGCUGCCAGUAGCACUUCCUUGCAUUGCGAAGAACAAACAUCCCGAACUGAUAACUUGUCAAUGUGCACUUUAACCAACUGGCUGCAAGACUCUGCAUUCCCCCAUUUCAUUUAGCAUGAGAUUUUCAGGAAUCAGAAAAAACAAAAACUGAUUAUUUUGCUGACAUGAUAGGUUGAAGAUGUCUGUGUCAUAGGCAACAUUCAGUGCUGCAUUACAAAUCCGAAGAUGACUCACUGCAUGUCUGUUCCUGUUAAUGACCUGUUCAACAUGUAUUCUUGUAUGUACCAAUGCAUUCUUUGUUAUGGUUAAACACUAUCUCUGCUAUCAGAUCUAGAUGGGACUUGGUUAUGUAGUCAUCACUCACACAUCUAAGAUGCACUGGUACCGUCAUUGCUGUUGAAUAAUCAACUUGUUAAUCAAAGCCUGAAAUCACAGGGUUGUAGCUGAUAUGAUGGUUGUACAAGUGAGAGACUCCCACUUUUGCAACUGGACUUGCCCAUCCUCUCCUUUCCACUGCUGCCUCCCAGUACCCUCAAUCUGCUUGAGGGUUGGAGGCACUCUGGAGCAGAUUUUCUGGGGGCACAGAGGGAUGCAGGGUAGAGGAGUGGAAGGUCAUGUUGCACAAGUGAAGACCGACCCACGCAUGCAAUGACAGCAUUGGAUUCAACCCAGUGGUUUGUAGCAAAGAUGUUGACGAUUUGAGAGCUAGGUCUUGAGAUAUCCUUGUCCCCUUCCAUAAAACCGAAGGAGCACUGGGAAAAACGUUAAUAAACUUGGAAAACAAAGUAUCAAACCAAAUGUUUUGUUUAGGGUGCAGAAACAUUGGCUUCAACAGCAGAAGGUUUUAGUUAUUACUGACUGAAAUAUUACUCUGUAAUAUGAAAAAUUCAAGGAUGAAUUAUUUUAAUUUUACAUUGUGUAAAGUGUGCCUCCCCUGUGAAGCAUUUUGCCUGCCCAAACCCAUUUAUGGCACUGUUAUGUAGCUAGAGAUAUCAGCACUUCUAAAUUAACUGUUGUUCAGAGAUUGAUUUAUAUAACUAUGAAAAUCCGCUAUAGGCUGAAACUUGGCUUAAAAGUAUGACUUGGAGCAAUUUAUUUCUUUGGCAAGGUCAUAUUUGAUUAUAUGUACUUGAGUGUUGAAAAUUAAAAUAAAUUUUUUUUACUGGUU